This is a messenger RNA of Lindgomyces ingoldianus, 537 nucleotides long. RefSeq lists its product as uncharacterized. The transcript has 4 exons. Lineage: Eukaryota; Fungi; Ascomycota; Dothideomycetes; Pleosporales; Lindgomycetaceae. Bases 1 to 537 code for a protein of 178 amino acids. The record is from RefSeq and is a predicted model, not a curated record.
AUGCGGCUAGCGUACCUCAGAGUGGCCCACGCGGUCCUCCAAGUCGUACGCUGUCUACUGUGGGACGCCUUGAGCCGGGAAAUGAAUACGAAUAUGCGUUCUUCUGGCAGUAAUGCUACGCGAAUUUUCAAACGAUAUCUGCGAAGUCGUAUUGGAAACCCGAUGCAAGGCAAAGCGAUGCGGGAAGGAUUCGAGGGAUUGCAGAGCCAGCCUUUCAAGCAACUACCCUAUCUCGACGCCGCAGCAUUGACUUGUGGGGUUGAUUGGCCCAAUGGCCACGACAGAAGUAGGGAUUUGCCCUGGAAAAGAAACCGACUUUGUCAGCGGCACAUUGGCUCCACAGUCAGCGCUCCACCCUUGUUUCCGAGAAAGAGGCUGCAGCUGAAGCUGGAUGGAAACAGGAAAGCCGUCCACAUUUUGGAUACCCUGCCAAUCGGAUCUUGUGACAUGAUCUCCGACACUAAUUCCCUCCUCAGGUCAGCUUCAACUCCUCCGGCGGAAACAGGGUUGAGUCGGAGUCGGAUCGCCGAAUCGUAG